Messenger RNA from Lycium ferocissimum, 657 nucleotides. RefSeq lists its product as uncharacterized. The coding region runs from base 1 to 657 and encodes 218 amino acids. The record is from RefSeq and is a predicted model, not a curated record. NCBI's taxonomy places the organism in Eukaryota, Viridiplantae, Streptophyta, Magnoliopsida, Solanales, Solanaceae. The transcript has a single exon.
AUGACUAACACCAAUGAAACUCCAUUUCAAGUUCCGAUGCUCACUAAAGAAAAUUACGGAAGUUGGUGCAUCCGAAUAAAGGCUUUGCUUGGAGCCUAUGAUGUAUGGGAAAUUGUGGACAGUGGCGUUGAUGAAGAAAAUGAUGCCGCUGCGAUAAAGAAGAAAGACCAAAAGGCACUCACACUCAUCCAUCAAAGUUUGGAUGAAAAGAUGUUCGAGAAGGUUGCAAAUGCAAUCAACUCCAAGCAAGCAUGGGAUAUUCUUCAAACUUCCUUUAAAUGUUUGGACAAGGUGAAAAAGGUUCGUCUCCAAACCUUAAGAGGAGAAUUUGAAUCGCUGCAAAUGAAGGAAUCUGAAUCAGUUUCAGAUUAUAUUUCAAGAGUCUUGGCGGUUGUCAAUCAAAUGAAGAGAUAUGGUGAAGAGUUGAAUGAUGAUAGUGUCGUUGCAAAAAUAUUACGAUCCCUAGAUUCAAAAUUUAAUUAUAUUAUUGUUGCCAUUGAAGAGUCCAAGGACUUGGACACCAUGACCAUAGAAGAACUCACGGGUUCAUUGCAAGCACCUGAAGAAAAGUUGAAGAAACCGAAACACGAGUCGGUUGAACAAGCUUUGCAAGCAAAACUUUCUUCGAAGGAGAAAGAUGAAAGGCGUGGCUCAUAA